Molecule: messenger RNA, 960 nt
Organism: Rhinocladiella mackenziei CBS 650.93
Lineage: Eukaryota; Fungi; Ascomycota; Eurotiomycetes; Chaetothyriales; Herpotrichiellaceae
Exons: 3
Coding region: 1-960 (319 amino acids)
Biological process (GO): superoxide metabolic process
Molecular function (GO): superoxide dismutase activity; metal ion binding
Source: RefSeq, a predicted model, not a curated record
AUGAUCAUCCGACCUCCGACGAGGCCGCAGUCCCUCCUGCGAGCUGUCGUCAACCACGCUGCUCCCCUUCUUCCUCGAUCUCAACGUCGAAAUAAACAUGGGAUCCCCCUCUGGGCAGACUCCAAGAAACAAGAAAGAUUUGCCAAGUAUGGCGUCCCGGGCUUCUUGUCCGCAAAAACCUAUCAGGAAACCUAUCUGAAUUACACCCAACAUCUAUGUGAUCGUUUGAACGAAUGGACACAAGGCACGGCCAAUGAGUCGACCUCCGUCUUCGAUCUUCACGCCACCUGCGCUCACCGACCUGACCGAGCAGCUCUCUACAAUCACGCCGCGAUGGCCAUUCACACGCACUUCUUCUGGGAAUCUCUUACGGACAGCGAAGACCCCGUAGAACGUCGCCCGGGAAUAAACACGAUGCGCUCCAUAGAGAUGGAUUUCGAGUCAGUAGACCACCUGCGCUCCGAGUUUCUCGAGACUGCCGACGCCAUGUUCGGCAACGGUUUCGUCUGGCUCAUGAAGCCACCUUACGCAGGCGGGCUCACUCUGCUCGCCACAUACAAUGCUGGCAGCCCGUACAGCGAAGCUGCCCCUCGCAGAGACAACCGCGACAUGGCCACAUUUGACGGACGGGGAAUCGCAGCGCAGCUCUCCGCCAGCGGCUCCGCCAUUGGCUCAGCAGGUACAUUCGGCGACUUUAGCAGUGCCCGCGCGAAUUUAUUCGAGGGCGCUCUCAACGCCCAGCCCAUCCUGUGCGUCAACCUGUGGCAACACCAGUACAUACCCGACUGGGGCGUGCUGGGCAAACGCGCAUACCUCACGGCCUGGUGGGAUCGAAUCGACUGGCAAAUGGUGGAGAGACGACAUUCGAUGUAUGAGACCGAAGGCGACAGGUAUAUCUCGAGGAAUCGCCCUGCCCCAUACAGGAACAUCAUGGAUGCGAUCAAUAGUAACAUGGCGUGA